Messenger RNA from Musca domestica (house fly), 778 nucleotides. It is a transcript of the gene mRpL53, whose product is annotated as 39S ribosomal protein. Gene Ontology annotation, cellular component: mitochondrial large ribosomal subunit. The record is from RefSeq and is a predicted model, not a curated record. NCBI's taxonomy places the organism in Eukaryota, Metazoa, Arthropoda, Insecta, Diptera, Muscidae. Bases 95 to 553 code for a protein of 152 amino acids. The transcript has 3 exons.
CUUAGCUCUCUCACCGCUCUUGUGUAAUUGUUUGGCCAAGACGUUUUUUGUGUCGCCAAAAAAUUGUAAAUUAAAAUAUUAAAGAAAUAGCAAAAUGUCCAUCUAUUAUAGUGGGGCCCUAAAACGUUCCCAGGGUAUUGUGUCGGCCAUUGGCAAGGAAUUGAAACGAGUCAAUUUAAAAGGUGUUAAUCGCGUAACAAUUACAUUCGAUCCCUUUGCCGAGAAUGUUAAGUCAACGAGAGAAUUCCUUUUCCUGUUAUCUACUCCCCGGGUGGUGCAAACAAAUCCCAAGUGCGUUGUGAAAACUGAUAUUGUCUGCAAUCGUCAGCCAGCAGAAGUUAAAUUUUCUUUAAUAGAAUCAGCACAAGAAAAACUCAAAGUAAAAGACGUUCGCCUGCUAAGUUCCAAUCUAAAUACCUUGGAAAUUUUACAGCUUUGCAAUCGUCACAUUUCCACGGCGGCACCUGAAGAAGAAGACACCGGCAAGGUGCUCACAAAGGCUGAAAAACAAAAGAUUGCUGGUGCUGGCAAGAAAAUCCAAAAGAAAAAGUAAACCUCCCUCUGUCAUCCACAGCCAUGGUGAAACGUAGCAAACAUACCGGCACAUUAGCGGUUAUUGAGAAAAUCUACGGUGAUAUACCAUCGUUUACGGACAUUUUUACCGAAGAGUCGUUCUAUACGUUUGCAUUUUGUUUUGUUUGUGCCUCCAUACUGGUGGCAUUCAUAUUAUCUAGAUAUAUAACAAUAAAACCUGUAGAAAUAUAAUUUCCAUUGAGAA